ACCAAAUCAAAAAGUAUCCACUUUAAUAAACCUCGUCAGCCCCAAGGUAUUGGAAACAACAAUGGCAAUGGCCGUUGAGGUGGCCGGCGGUGGCGGAACUUUAUCAGAAUUCUACCAGCGUUCCCGACGGCUGUUACUCAAAACCAGAGACGGUUUAGAGAGGCUCGAACGUUUCGAAUACACCUCCUCUUCUUCUUCUUCUUCCUCCGUGUUGUCGUCGGGCGCCGCCUUGAGCGAUCCUUCGGAGAAAUCAGUUGACGGUUUAAGAAAAGAUAUAAGUCAGAUCCAAUCGCUUUGCUCUGAAAUGGAACGUCUCUGGCGAUCCAUACCUGCUAAAUCUCAACGUGAUCUCUGGAAAAGGAAAGUGGAACAAGUGGCUGAAGAAGUUGACUCUUUGAAAGAUAGUCUGGAUAAAUAUAACCUGCAGCAUCAGAGACGGAUGCAAGAAGUCCGGGAGAGAGCAGAAUUACUUGGGAGAGCUAGCGUUGAUUCAUCUCAUGUACUGAGGAUUUUUGAUGACGAAGCACAAGCGAUGCAAUCUGCCCGUAGCUCAUCCAGGAUGCUUGAAGAAACCUUAGCAACAGGAGCAGCCAUUCUUUCAAAAUAUAGCGAGCAAAGGGAUCGUUUAAAGCGAGCUCAACGGAAGGCAUUAGACGUCCUGAACACUUUGGGGCUAUCAAAUUCUGUAAUGAGACUUAUUGAGAAGAGGAAUCGUGUUGAUAGAUGGAUCAAGUGUGCCGGAAUGAUCUUAACGAUCAUAGUGCUGAUUUUCAUUUGGAGGUGGACAAGAUGAUAGGUGCUUGACCAUCAAGAUGAAUUCUUAGUUAAUAGAGUCAUUGAAAGGGUUGUAGAAAAGUUGACUCAAAGCCCAUUUCUAACUCAUACACAAAUCUUGAUAUCAAUGUAUUGCAGCUCGGGUAGCAUGAAUUCUUAGUUAGUAGACUUUCUUUUUUUGGGAG
Molecule: messenger RNA, 959 nt
Organism: Nicotiana attenuata
Lineage: Eukaryota; Viridiplantae; Streptophyta; Magnoliopsida; Solanales; Solanaceae
Product: membrin-11-like
Exons: 4
Coding region: 62-793 (243 amino acids)
Biological process (GO): vesicle fusion; vesicle-mediated transport
Cellular component (GO): Golgi apparatus; endoplasmic reticulum membrane; ER to Golgi transport vesicle membrane
Molecular function (GO): SNARE binding; SNAP receptor activity
Source: RefSeq, a predicted model, not a curated record